This is a messenger RNA of Cynoglossus semilaevis (tongue sole), 2060 nucleotides long. It is a transcript of the gene anp32b, whose product is annotated as acidic (leucine-rich) nuclear phosphoprotein 32 family, member B. Gene Ontology annotation, biological process: regulation of apoptotic process. The record is from RefSeq and is a predicted model, not a curated record. Gene Ontology annotation, molecular function: histone binding. Gene Ontology annotation, cellular component: nucleus. NCBI's taxonomy places the organism in Eukaryota, Metazoa, Chordata, Actinopteri, Pleuronectiformes, Cynoglossidae. The transcript is spliced from 7 exons. Bases 678 to 1466 code for a protein of 262 amino acids.
AUUUAGUCAAGUUUUCACAGUAAUACCAGUGUCUUUAUUGCUGUAGUUAUGAGAAAACAAACGUCAUUUAGUUGAAGUGGCAACAGGUAAAAUACAUAUUAAAACAGGAAUGGUGUUGUUUACCGUGUACAUAACAUAUGAAAUUCCAACAGAUGCAAGAUGACGUUGCAUAUAUCAAAGUGGGUGUCGAUCUGACAUGCGAAACUUGUUAAAUUAUAGUUAUGGGUUAAAAACAUCGAGCAAACUGUUUCCGAUUAUUUUCUUGAAAACGCACAAGAAAAUAUGAUUUUCAAAUAAAUAACUGCAAAUACGUUUUCUACAUUCAAUAUAUAACACGGCGACAAAACAUAUUGUAUUUACUAAGACAGUAAAGUAGUUUAUUCACGGUAACAAAUUGCACCAUAGGACUGUUACGGGGCAGCGUCGUCGUCAUGUUUGUGACUGCAAUGGCUUUUGUGGAGGCGAUGGGCGUUUCUGGACACAGAUGGCGCUGUUGAGCAUAUAUUUAGUUUCAGUCCCGUUUCCCUCCAUGGUUGUCUCCUCUCUCCGACUAACUUAGCGUUUGCCUCAGUUCAUUAUACAGUCCUAUAUUCUCCCUCCAUUAGGGCAUCUCUGCCUUUUAGACUGAAGAUCCCAUCAAAACACAGGAGAGAAAAGUUUUACUUUAGCAGGGCACGAUGGACAUGAACAAGAGGAUCCACUUGGAGCUAAGAAACAGGACACCGUCUGAUGUACGAGAACUUGUCCUAGACAACUGUCGAUCUGUUGAAGGAAAAGUUGAAGGCCUCACAGCUGAGUUUGUCAACCUGGAGUUCCUCAGUUUGAUAAAUGUGUGUCUAACCUCAGUUUCCAACCUGCCUAAACUAGGAAAACUCAAAAAGCUUGAGUUGAGUGACAACAGAAUCAGCGGUGGCCUUGACGUUUUAGCAGAGAAACUCCCCAACCUCACACAUUUAAAUUUGAGCGGCAACAAGUUAAAAGACAUCAGCACAUUGGAACCAUUGAAAAAGCUGGAUAACCUGAAGAGUUUGGAUCUGUUCAACUGUGAAGUGACAAACCUGAAUGACUACAGAGAGAGUGUGUUCAAGCUGCUGCCCCAGCUCACGUACCUGGAUGGUUAUGACAUGGAGGACAGGGAAGCUUCGGACUCUGAUGGAGAGGUGGACGGCGAUGGUGUAGAUGAUGAUGAAGAUGAAGAGGGAGAGGAGGAGGAAGAUGAGGAUGGAGAGGAGGAAGACUUUGAUGAGGAAGAGGAGGAUGACGAUGAAGAGGAGGUGGAAGGAGAAGAUGAUGAAGAGGUUAGCGGAGAAGAAGAGGAGGAAGAUUUUGGUCAAGAUGGAGAAGUAGAUGAAGAGGAUGAGGACGAGGAAGAUGAUGAUGAUGACGCAGAAACCGGCAAAGGGGAGAAGAGAAAGCGAGACCCCGAGGAUGAAGAUGAGGAUGAGGACGACGAAGAUGAUGAUUAAGAGUAAAACUGAAUACAAAAGCCUCCAAGUCUCCCCAUCUCACCCUACACACCCAAACGUCCACCCUCUUACAACUCUCACCACCUUUGUAAUCCAUGUCCACCCCGUCCUCCCUCCCCAGUUCAGAGCUCUUAUAAUGGGGCAAGACUGUACCUGAUGGGUGGGGCGAGUGGAGCUGCCCACCCUUUAUUUUUUCCUCUAAUGGAACUGAGAGCCACCCAACGCCUCCACCUCACCCAGCCCACGGCCUCCGAGGUUCUCAGGCAGCCCACCACUCUGCAUUCCACAAUUUCACCGUCGAUCCCUCAUUGUAUUCCCGUGUGAGAACUUUGGGACUGGUAUCUAGUUUUGGGUCUGUGCUUUUAAUGUUUUGUUGGAUGAAUUAUUUUUUUGUUGGGUUUAUUAUUUCUCAUUAUUUCUUUAUUUUUUUUCUGUUCCUUAUUUUUCUCAAUAAAAUUAUUGCUAUAGCAGCUGUGCAAUCGGUGAGCCAUGAUUUUUUUAGUGUGGCCACAAGUUGCAUAAUUUAAGGUUGUAGCUACAUUUUUACUUUCUGUAUGACAAAAAAACAACUUUGUAAAUAAAAUGUUAACAUUU